Molecule: messenger RNA, 1413 nt
Organism: Lachancea sp. 'fantastica'
Lineage: Eukaryota; Fungi; Ascomycota; Saccharomycetes; Saccharomycetales; Saccharomycetaceae
Source: the annotation of a GenBank genome assembly
AUGUCCAAGUUCUCAGUCUUUUAUGGAACAUUUGUAGAUACACCGGUUUUGGGCCAGCUAAGAAUUCGUCCCAGAACCAGCGUGGGAGUCAGCGUCGAUGGAAUUAUUCAAUUCAUACAAGCGGAAUCCCAAAAUCCAUUGCAAGAUGCACUCAAUUUCGAUCCAAGUCUGAAAUCGUGGGAAAUCAAUGUUGUGGACACUUUUGAUCAUCAGGGAACAACUUUUUUCUUCCCAGGUUUUAUCGACACACAUGUGCAUGCCUCACAAUAUCCAAAUGCGGGCAUUUUUGGAUCUUCAACCCUUCUUGACUGGCUCGAAACUUAUACUUUUCCACUGGAAGCAGGCCUCAAAAACCUCGAUAAUGCAAGGGCAAUUUACAGCAAAGUGCUCGACAAAACACUGGCUAACGGAACAACAACUGCGUCCUAUUACACAACUAUCGACGCAGACUCCUCGAAUCUGAUGGCUCAUAUGUGUGCGCAACGAGGCCAGCGAGCUUUUAUCGGGAAGGUUUGCAUGGACCAAAACUCACCCAAAUAUUACAUCGAAUCGCUUCCAGAGUGCCAGCACGCUGUUCAAAAAGUUGUUGGCUACAUUCAAAACGAGCUCAAAAACGAUAAAGUCAAGCCCAUUGUCACACCAAGAUUCGCCCCAACGUGUAGCAGCGAAAUGAUGACAUGGCUGGGUGAAUAUGCUCAAGAACAAAACCUGCAUAUUCAAACACAUCUGGGUGAAAACGUAAAGGAGCUAGAAUGGGUCAAGGAAUUGUUUCCAGAGUCGAAGUCGUAUACGGAAUUGUAUGACUCGCAUCAGCUGCUGACAGAAAAAACGGUGCUGGCUCACUGCAUACACUUGUCGGACGAAGAAUUGGACUUGAUCAAAAAGAAGAAAUCCGGAGUUUCGCAUUGUCCUAUCUCAAAUUCCUCAAUUACUUCAGGGGAGUGCCAAGUGCGUCGGAUGCUGGAUCAAAACAUCAAGGUUGGGCUGGGAACUGACCUUUCGGGAGGAUUUGACGUGAGCAUACUCUCUACUGCAAGACAAGCAUUGUUGGUGUCAAGGCACCUGGCCAUGAAGGAAUCGAAUCCGGCGAAACAAGAAAGUCUCAAACUUUCAGUGAACGAUGUACUAUUUCUAUCUUCGUUGGGCGGUGCCCAAGUACUGGACCUCGAAGGUAGCAUCGGUUCUUUUGAAAUCGGUAAGCAGUUCGAUUCGCAGUUGAUAGAUCUGAACGUCAAAAAUUCAAAAGUUGACGUGUUCGAUUGGCAAUUCGCGAAAUGGAGUGAAACGCACCGCGACGCUGAAAGUGAAGAGCUUUUCAAAGAUCUCAUGGCCAAAUGGCUAUUUACGGGAGACGAUCGAAACACAGUUCUCGUCUGGGUUGCUGGAAGACAGGUGUUUUCUAGUUUGGCCUAG